This is a messenger RNA of Harmonia axyridis, 4711 nucleotides long. It is a transcript of the gene ninaC, whose product is annotated as neither inactivation nor afterpotential protein C. The transcript has 16 exons. The coding region runs from base 155 to 4600 and encodes 1481 amino acids. Gene Ontology annotation, molecular function: ATP binding; protein binding; protein tyrosine kinase activity. Gene Ontology annotation, biological process: protein phosphorylation. The record is from RefSeq and is a predicted model, not a curated record. Gene Ontology annotation, cellular component: myosin complex. Lineage: Eukaryota; Metazoa; Arthropoda; Insecta; Coleoptera; Coccinellidae.
UAUUAAGGAAGCCCGAUAGGUUUUCGUUAACUGAUCCUAUUAGUCAUAUUGAGGGUUUCAUAAACAGAAUAUUCCAAUUAGAAAGGGAACAGUUUGUGUUAGAACUCUAUAGUGGUUACGACUGGUGAAAAUUCUGAAAUUUCGAUAUCGAAAAAUGUCUUCUAACGGACCUGUAAAGCUGGAUACUUUUCCAGAUCCAGGUGAUAGGUUCAAGCUGAUUGACGUUAUUCGUGUUGGUAGUUUUGGGAAAACCUACACAGCUAAAGAUAGUGAAUCUUCCGAUAAACUUGUAGUUGUCAAAAUACAUGAGAUAACACCCUACAAUGAAAAGUACCUGAAGGAUGAGUAUAAGCUUCUGAGAGACGUUUCAAGUCAUCCUAAUAUCAUUGAUUUCUAUGGAGCGUACUGUCUUAAGAACGAAUUGAUGUUGGUCACAGAGUAUUGUGAAGGAGGAGAUAUAUUGAAAAUAGUGAAUGAUUUAUUGGCGAAAAAUAGGAGGAUGAAGGAAGAACACAUAGCUCAUAUAUUGAAGGAAAUCAUAAAGGCCGUCAGCUACCUUCAUGAAAAGCACAUCAUGCAUAGAGACCUGAGAGCAUCGAAUGUUCUCUUAACGAAAGCAGGUGAUGUCAAAGUUGCAGGCUUUGGCCUGUGCAUCUCCUUAGCCAGCACGUUUGGAAGAGGUAGCUCAGCCAUAGGUUCUCCAGCAUGGAUGGCUCCAGAAUCGAUCCAAGGGACUAAUGGUGAUGAAAUCAGCUACGACAACAGAUACGACGUAUGGUCUCUUGGUAUGAUAGCCAUAGAACUAGGAGAUGGCCAGACUCCUUUCAAAGAUAUGCACCCCACAAGGAUUCUGUUUCAUGUUGUGAGGAAUCCACCGCCUACUUUGUAUAGAACAACUAAUUGGUCGGAAAAUUACAACGAUUUUAUUGCUGAAUGCCUGGUGAAGAAUCCUGAACAUCGCCCAUAUAUGACAGAACUGCUUGGUCAUCCAUUCAUGGAGGAAGUUCCAGAAAAUAACUACCACCUAUCUACGGAAUUGACCAGUCUACUCAGUUCUGGCGAAGAGGAACCCCAAAUACCUCAAGACGAUGUCCACGUUCUCAAUAACAUCCUAUGGGAAGGAGAAAAAAGACAUGAGGAGCCGAUGUACGUGGAGGACCUAGCAGCUCUUGAUGAUUGUAACGAAAAGACUGUUCUGUCACAUAUCGAAAGAAGGUUCAACGACGGUAAAUAUCAGACAUUCGUUGGAGAAAUAUUGAUCACUCUGAAUCCCAAUGUUGAAGAAAAUAUAUACACCGAUGAGCACCAUGCGAAAUACUGCAUGAAAUCUAAAUCCGACAACAUUCCUCAUAUCUACGCUAUCGCUGAUAGUGCCUACCAAGACGCUUUGCACCAUGUUGCGCCUCAAAAAAUAAUACUCUCUGGAGAAAGUGGAUCAGGAAAAACUAAGAACUUCCUGAACCUCGUGGAGCAUUUACUCUUCAUUGGACAUAAUGAGAACAUUCAAAUGACACGGCUCAGGAGUGCCAUCGAUCUAAUACAUGCUUUUACGCAUGCUUCCACGCCUUACAAUGAUUUUUCAACCAGAUGUAUAUUGAAGACUGAUUUGUCUUAUGGGAGGACUGGAAAAGUGACAGGGGCUACAUUCCUUGUUAAUUUAUUGGAAAAAACUAGGGUUUCCAGUACUAACAUGCAUCAAGCAAAUUUCAACAUUUUCUAUUAUGUUUACGAUGGGUUAGUAAGCGAAAAUCUGCUAGAAGACUACCAGCUCGACUCAAACAGAGGCUACAGAUAUCUAAGAAUAUUAGAAGAGGAAAGAUCCGAAAGACCAAGAGUCGAAAUAAACAAAAACAUCAUCAAAUAUAACAGAAUCAAGGAAAUACUCCAAGAAUUCGAAUUCACUGACCAAGAAAGAGAGGCCAUUUUCAAAUGCUUGUCAGCCAUUUUGAUUUUGGGAGAGGUAAGAUUUCAAGAAAGGGAUAACGAAUCUGCCGCAAUAGCCAAUAUUGAGGUGGCCAAAUCUGUUGCUCAACUGCUCGAUACGAACGAGAAGAAAUUUUGUUGGGCUCUGACUAACUACUGUCUGCUGAAAGAUGGAGCUGUAGUAUCCAGGAAGAACACCUGCGAUGAAGCUAGAGAUACUAGAGAUGUUUUGGCAAACAAUCUAUACUCAAGAUUAGUAGACUACGUUGUUGCCCGCAUCAACCAGAAGCUUUCUCUAGGAAAAGCCAUUUUCGGAGAAAAGUAUCUCAUUCAGCUUCUAGAUUAUUCAGGAUUCGAAUGUUUCAAAACCAACGAGUUGUGGCAACUCUUCAUCAAUAUAUUCAACGAGCAAAUGCAGCACUACUAUACUCAGAGGAUCUUCAAGUGGGAGAUGGUAGAUUUAAACGAAGAUUCUAUAGAAUACGAACCGAUCGUGUAUUACAACAACCAGAAGGUGUUAGAUACAUUGCUAGGAAGAAGUGAUGGCAUCUUCAAUAUAAUUGGUCAAGCUUCGAAGUUGGAAUAUAAUGGAAAAUAUAUUACAGAAUAUAUUUCGAAUAUGGACUGUGGACAUAUUACAACCUCAAAAUACAUGGAGUUCUCCAUUAGCCACUAUACAGGAACUUUGAACUACAAUGCUAAAGAAAUGCCUGACAAAAACAGGGACUUCUUACCUCCUGAAAUCGUUGAGACCAUGAGAUGUUCUAACAAUUCUUUUAUAAAGGCUUUGUUUACUGGUAAAUUGAACAAAUGCGGAAAUUUAAUAGUUGAACUUGAAGAAGACUUGACAACGAAAAACACGCUAUCUACUGAUUUACAAAAGGGUGCCAAUGCGAACAAAUUCUCCCAAUCGAAGAAACUGAGAACUUUGGCCACAAUCUUUAGAGCUGUUUGCCUAGAGACCAUAACUGCUCUGUCCACUGGAAGUACAUCUGGUGGUACCCACUUUGUGAGGUGUAUCAAGACGAAUUUGAAGGCAAAACCGAAUCAUUUCUGUAAGGAAUUGGUGAAACAGCAAAUAAGAGCAAUGGCAAUUCCACAGACAGCUAAUAUACGCAAGGAAGGUUAUGCCUACAGAAUUCAAUUCGCAGAAUUCUUGAAGAGAUAUCAAUUUUUGGCGUUCGAUUUCGACGAAAAUGUAGAAAUAACGCCGGAUAAUUGUCGACUCCUAUUGAUAAGGCUAAAAAUGGAAGGUUGGAUAAUAGGGAAAAAACGAGUAUUCCUCAAGUAUUAUAAUGAAGAAUACUUGGCAAGAUUGUACGAAUAUCAAGUGAAGAAAAUCAUCAAGAUCCAGAGUAUACUCAGAGGAUUUCUUGCUAAGUGUAGGAUGAAGAAGGAUGGAGCCAAGACUGAAGGUGAAGGUAUAGGAGUAGAAGAACAGACCGCGGAACCCGAAUUGACAGAAGAAGAAGCUGCACAAGUAAUACAAAAAGCAUAUAGAAGACGUGCCAAAAAAGAUCAAAGUGAACAAGGUGAUGUGCAAGUGAGCAAGGAUUUUAGCCUGGUCAAAAAAUACGCAAUGAGGUGGAAAAAAAGUAGUUUUCUUCAUUUGUUAUUCAAGAUGAAAUCAAAGAAAAUUUUCGAUACCUUCAAUUUGAGUUUACAGAUCUUUAUUUUCAACCAAAAAGCAGUAUUUAACUUGGAUUCAUUACUCACAGAAAAUGUUGAUAUAACAGAAAUUGAUUCUCAAAGCACUAAACCACCUUGGAAUGGAAAAUUUACCCCAUUGAAUAUGAAGAUAAAUUAUAAUUGGAAUGAAAUUCCUUUUUAUGAUGUUUCCGAUAUGGAUUCAGACAGAACGACUUUGAGGUUAAUCGAAGAGUACAGUGAACCUUGGGAUAUGCCACUCCAAUGGAGAUGCCGCUCUACGAAAGAACACAAGGAAGCACAUGAUGAAAAGGCAGCAGAAGCAAACGAAAAUCUAAUAAACCUUCCAUUCAGAAGAAACCCCGAUGAAACCUUAGAGAAACUGAAGGAGACUGAAGAAACCCUCCCCGAAAUAGAAAAACAACCACCAGAAAACCUGAAGAAAAUGAAGAACACCCAAAACGAAAUCACUUACAAGCAAUUCAAAAGUCCCGGUAGAGAAGUUGUUUCGUUGACAACGAAACCGGCUGGUUAUAAAAGCAAUUUUGCCUUGGAUAACACCCAGCCUGCUAAUAAGGAUUUCGAUUACAUCAAAGCACCAGCACUGAAUAAAGUCAGAGGUCCAGAUCCUAUAACUGAACUCAAGAGCAUCGGUAGGAGAGACAGUACCAAUGAUGACAGUCCUCCUUUCAAUUUCCAAGGCAUGUUGCGAAAAACAAACUUCAAGCGAGAUUCUAUGAAAACAUUGGUCAACAUUCGUCGUUUUUCUUUGAAAUCUCAAGAGAAGGAAUAUUGCAAAGAUCUUAAGGACAAUUGCAAAAAUGAAAAUUGCGAAGACCUUGAGGACAAUUGCAAAAACGAAAAGGAAAAUUGCAAAGACCUUAAGGAAAAUUGUAAAAAUGAAGAGGAAAAUUGCAAAGAAGAAAAGGAAAGUUGUGAAGACGGAAUGGAAGUAUGUGAAAAAGGCGAAUAUGUGAAAUUGGAACUUGCACCUGGAUUAGUCGUGGAAGGCACUGUAUAUGAUAUUUAAGUUAUAUUCUAUGAAAAUUACUUUUUCUGCAAUGAAUUGAUCGAAGUUAUAGCUAAAAAUAGAUUGAAAAUGUUACAAGUAAUAUUAUCAUUAAAUGCUCGUAUGUAAUAA